Molecule: messenger RNA, 6531 nt
Organism: Amblyraja radiata (thorny skate)
Lineage: Eukaryota; Metazoa; Chordata; Chondrichthyes; Rajiformes; Rajidae
Gene: tecpr1a
Product: tectonin beta-propeller repeat containing 1a
Exons: 26
Coding region: 132-3740 (1202 amino acids)
Cellular component (GO): membrane
Source: RefSeq, a predicted model, not a curated record
GGGCUUCCACGGAGCAUCGGCUGUUGUCAGCAAAGAAGGUUCCGGAAGCCGCGUCCGGCUUGGAUGGUGGAUGUUGAUCGGGUCGGUGCGGCGAGGAGCUGGGCGGCUGUCGCGGAGCUGGCGAGGCAGUCAUGCCCAGCUCUCUGUUGUGGGCUGUGGAUGUCCACGGCAGCGUGUACACUCUCUCUACAGCCAGCCAGUACUGGGAGCUGUGCAAAGAUGCAAGUUUAGAAUUCAAGAGACUGGCAGCUGGCAAGCAGUGCUGUUGGGGAAUUGCAUGCGACCAACAAAUCUACGUCUAUGUCCAUGCAAACGAAGUUCCCAUCCGAUACCAAGAAGAGACCUAUGAAAAUCAGCGCUGGAAUCCUGUGGAUGGUUUCAGUGAUCAUCUGCUCCCCAGUGACCGCUGGCAGUGGAGUGAUGUUACAGGACUAAAGCAUCAGCCGAUCAAAGAAUUUAAACUUGCAACACAACAUUGGGAGUGGGAGUCCAAUUGGUACGUGGAUGAAAAUAUUGGAGGAGAGCCAACAGAAAAAGGGGGUUGGACUUACGCAAUUGAUUUUCCAGCCACUUACACAAAAAGCAAGCGGUGGAACUCUUGUGUCCGCCGACGCCGAUGGAUCCGUUACAGAAGGUACAAGUCCUGCAACACCUGGGCGAAGAUUCCCUCGCAAAAUUUGGGACCGCUACCAGAUCCCUUUCAUGAUAUUGCUAUAGGAGGAUGGGAAAUUACUGAUGAACCUUUCGGACAUCUUUCAGUCUGGGCAGUGACUGUGCAGGGGAAGGUAUUUUACAGAGAAAAUGUAACUGAUCAGAAUCCUGAGGGUUUGUCAUGGACUGAAAUCCUGACUCUUGGGGAAGUAGUUCAGAUUGCCUGUGGACCGUGUGACCUAGUGUGUGCCGUGCUAUGGGAAGGUCAGCUAAUGAUGAGGAAAGGAAUAAACAGAGAUAACCCUAAAGGGAAUUCUUGGGAGAUUGUUGAGCCACAAAACUCUGGAAAUGGUUUUGUCCAGGUCUCGGUGGGUGUCAACGUGCUCUGGGCCGUUACACGGGACAGAAAGGUCUGGUUUCGAAGAGGUGUCUGUUCUGAGAACCCUGUUGGGGCAGGUUGGAUUUGCAUGAAUGUUGAGAUGGUGAUGGUGAACAUAGGAUUAAAUGACCAGGUCUGGGGAAUCGGGUCUGACGACCGCAGUAUCUAUUUUCGACAAGGUGUGACACCAACCGAAUACAGUGGAAAGGCUUGGAAAGUCAUAAUGGCAAACCGAGAUCAGGACCGAUCAUCCUGUGCAAGCAGUGCCAUCAGUCUUGUGAGUGCUGGGUGCUUCUUUGGUGAUGAGGUUAGAUUACCACCCCAGGCCUCCAUCGCCAACGAUGCUGACUUUUCUUUGGAAAUGGAGGGGAUUGCAAAAGAAACUGAAAACAUUGUUGAAACAAUUGAGAGAGUACCAUGUUCCAACAACAAUGCGGACGGAGAUGGAGAUGUCGCCUCUUGCUGUCCUGUCGCCGAGUCUAAAUGUGAUACUGUGACGAGCGUGUUUGAGAACAUCUCAUUAAACGAAGGACCCUCAGUAAAGUGCGAUCAGACUGGUCUUGAACCAAGUGCUGCCCGGUCCUGGCUGUCGGACGGCCAGCAGUCCCCGCAGGAUGGUGCUGAAUUGGACACUGCUCCCUCCGGGUCAAGCCCAGUCAACUUGGACUUGGCCGAGACGUCCAGCAUUUCGUCAGCGGCUGUCUACCCGUUUGGAAUUGAAGAGCACUAUGUGUCUGAAGAGCACCCGCUGUGGGCCUGGCUCAGUGGAGGAGGAUGCGACAUAGAUGCCCACACCCAGCUGAACUGGUUCAAUGUCCAGUCAGGGCUGAAUUUCUCCAUACAAUCGCACUCGAUGCCCAACAGUUGUCCCCAGCAAACGGUUUGGCGGAAGCAGAUUGUUCAGCAGCUAAUCGAGCGGUCCAAGCGAGAAGUGGACGAUUUCAAACAUUACGAGCAGGCUGUGGAGCAGUCCGUGUGGAUAAAGAAGGGAAUGAUGAAGUGGUGGAGAGAUGGGAAGCCGUACAAAUGGACAGAUGUUAAAGUCGCACUGGAACAGUUUACAGGGAACGAUGGGAAGCGGGACGGAAUAUUUUUCAUAUACUACACGUACAAUGAUGUGAAAAAGUAUCUUCACCUCUUUUUAAAUGAAGUUACAAUUUUAGUUCCGAUUGCUAAUGAAGCAAAACACUCCUUUGCAAUUUACACUCCAGAAAGGACGAAACAAAGGUGGCCAAUCAGGUUGUCAACGGCUACUGAACAAGAAAUGUACGACUGGCUUGCUGUCUUGAGCCUAGCAUGUUGUGACAGCAGUGAGAUUCACGGACCCCCAUCUCAUCAGGCCCUUUGGUCCAUCACGUGCAAAGGAGAUGUCUUUGUCAGUGAGCCUAGCCCAAGUCUGGAAGCCACACAACAUCCUAUGCCAAGUGACCAAUUGUAUUGGCGGCAAAUUGGAGGACACCUACGCAUAGUUGAGUGCAACAGUCAAGGAAUUGUGUGGGGCAUUGGAUAUGAUCACACAGCCUGGGUUUAUACUGGUGGCUACGGAGGUGGUUUCUUUCAAGGACUGGCUGGGAGUACGGAUAAUAUUUAUACUCAGUCAGAUGUGAUGUGUGUUUACAUUUAUGAAAACCAGCGUUGGAACCCUCUCACCGGAUACAGCAGCAGAGGCCUGCCGACUGACAGGUACAUGUGGAGCGAUGCAUCAGGUCUGCAAGAGUGCACCAAGGCACACACAAAGCCUCCUUCACAAUGGACAUGGGUGACUGACUGGUACAUCGAUUUCCAUGCACCUGGCGGGACUGAUCGCAACGGGUGGCAGUUCGCAGCUGACUUCCCUGCCUCGUACCAUGGAUACAAGACCAUGAAAGACUUUGUGAGGCGGAGACGAUGGGCAAGAAAGUGCAAAACUGUCACGACGGGUCCAUGGUUCGAGGUUGAACCGAUAGCUCUGCGGGACCUCUCGCUGAUUCCAUCUGUGCCUCGGGGCACGAGUGACCAAGUCGCCUUGUGGGCUAUUAGCAGCAAAGGGGAUGUCUUGUGUAGGACGGGAGUAACAAAGCAAAAUGCCAUGGGAACUUCAUGGCUGCAUAUUGGUACAGACCAGCCAUUCGUGUCUAUCUCAGUCGGAGGACACUACCAGGUGUGGGGAAUUGCCAGGGAUGGAUCAACUUUCUACCGGGGUUCAGUUACCCCACAAAACUCUACAGGUGACUGCUGGUACCACAUACCUCCGCCUCCCAAACAGAAGCUAGUCCAGGUGUCUGUGGGAAGGACGUCGGUGUGUGCAGUGGAUGAAAACGGUAAUUUGUGGUUUCGUCAGGGUAUUUCUCCAAGUUACCCUCAAGGAUCGGUCUGGCAACAUGUUUCUACAAAUGUUCGUAAGGUUUCUGUUGGUCCUCUUGAUCAGGUUUGGAUAAUCGCCGAUAAGGUUCAAGGCAGUCACAGCUUGAGUUGCGGAACAGUUUGUCAUCGGCUUGGUGUCCAGCCACAAGAACCCAUUGGUGGCUCUUGGGACUAUGGCAUUGGAGGUGGCUGGGAUCACAUUACAGUCAGAGCCAACUCGAUGGACCCUUCACACAGUAGUGUUCCCAAAGCAGCCGACAAUGAACCGGUGAAUUUGACUACCCAGAAUGGAAGCACGGCCACUAAAUCUAAAAACAUUUUAUCAGUCGAACAGCAGGAACUCAAUCAGACUGCUGUCAAAUGCUGAUGGUUUGUGUCACGAUGUCGCAUGUUCUGUUUUCCGUGGUGAUUGGUCCGGGCAAUGACUGAUCUUGCCCAGGCUGGCCACUACAUCCACAGUGAGUAGAGUUGUAGUGUUAGCUGUGUUUGCUGUUAUUCUGCACUUUGGGGCAGCAAACUGUCUGUCACCAAUUGAAAUCCAGUAACAAGAAUGUAGCGCACUUGGUUUAAACUGUAUGGUCACUGACAUAUCCACAUCCAGCACAGUGCUGGUUCUCACUCCAGUGCAGCGUAGACCAGUGAGUAAUGUGUCGGUAAUCCAGUCUGUUGUCAGCAUGGAAGGCCCAAUUUUAACAUUAAUCCCAGCUCCGCAGUGGUGCCUGUUCACACGUCUGUAUGAGGAUGAAAGAAAUCACAAGCAUGGCCUAAUUCCCAGUGAAACAAUGGAACUGGUUCCUGGGGGGGAAGGCUGGUGGAAACAGCAGGUCAGGCAGCAUUGUUGGAGAGAGAAAUGGUUAACGUUAUGGCGUGAAACGUUAUUCCUCUCUCAAUUAGCAGACCAUCUCACAAAUAUAGGAGAACUAAUAGCCCAUGAUGGUUUGCCUAAAGUUGAAUCUUUCUCAUUACUGCCAAUCUUUGACAGCACUCUGAGGAGCAGGCAAGUACUGGGGAUUCUGACAGGGAUCAGUAUAAGGUCAGGUAUCCAGUGUUAUGGAUGGUAGUAGCAUCAAGUACUAUCUCAUGCUUCCAGCCGACCACAAAAGUGAGGAUGCUUGAUAAGUGCAUUAACUACUGAAUGAUGCAAUGUGACAUUACGUUCAUAUCGGCACCAAUAUUAUUGUUGUGUUUGUCUACAAUGUUCAGCACAGAGACACUUGGCCCAACUGGUCUAUCCAUUGCUUAUGCUCCAGACAAGCUUUGAUCACACUCUUGGUUAUUCCCUGCAGGGUUUUCCAAUGCUUCCCUCCCACACUGCCCCCAUAUUGUUCCCCCCUCUUACUCCGGUGGGAGUAAUUAUCACAUACUGACUACUAUCCAAAUAGAAUAUUAUUGGUGGCUGCCUUUUCUUAAAGCCUUUGGUUUCCCCGUUAUCUAGCCUGUUUUUUAUUGAAUCGCCAGUUCUGAGAAAAUACCUGCCAUACUUGAAGAUAUUUCUUAUGGUGAUGGAUCAGUGCUUGCUUAUAACGCCGCUGUGUUGGCAUUCCUCCAACCUCUUCCCCCCCCCCCCCCCCCCCCCCCCCUCCCCCGCUUUACACCCAGACCUGCACAGAUGUACUUUUCCAUUCUCUCCAACUUGCAGCGUGCUAGAAUCACCCCAGAUUGUGCAGGAAUAUUAUCCUUGAGUGUGCAAUUGGAGCACUUGUGAGGCAGAGGAUUUCCAGUAAUGUUCAGAAAGGUGUAAUGCAACAGUUGGAGAAGUGAAGUGCCAUUAACGUCUGGGGGAGCUAGAUUCCAUAUAGAUCUAUUUGGGCUUUGUUUUAUUAAUGGUUGAAGCAUUUUCUUUUGCACACAUUGCCUUGUGGUAUCAAAGUACCUAGGCACAUCAAGUUACAGAGGAUGAGAGCAGUGUGGUAGGAACAACCUGUCCUCUUGAACCACUGACCCAUAAACAGCAUUCAAAUCUACUUUGGAAGCUUUGAAGAUAUUUUCAUCUGAGGAUUUCAGCUCACAGAAAUGACUCCUCUUUCCUGCUUCAGUUCGACAGCUCCUGUUCAGACCUACUGUAUGCCCACUCCUCCCCACCCAAAAUGGUGUUAGACAUUGUUCCUAUGUUGAACAUUAUUCCAUGUUGCAGCACACAGCAAUAGGAUUUAAACCUUUUACACCUAAUUUGAAUAAAUUUCUGUCAUGGUGAAUGUUUUCAUCACAUGGUGUGGUAUUAUUGGAAGCGGCUACAGAGGUAACUGACACAAGAUACCUGAUGCUGAGUCAUGAAUAAUGGCUAAAACAUUUUCAUAAACUUGUGCUUCCCUUGAAGCUGAGGUUUAGCCUUUCCGUGGCUUUAUGUGAGUCUCCAUCACGGUCUUACCAGCCAGGCCUCAUAAAAAGAUUUUUGUAAAAUGGAUCACCUCACACUUCACUUCAAUGUCACGGGAAAAGUUGGUUUGGGGAGGGGGUGGGGCGGUGGGGAGUCCGGCCUUGAAAGUACCAAGAAUGACCAAUAACAUCAUCUCUUUAAGCCACUUGAUCGACGCGAUUCUCACUGUUGUCAUGCCAUAGUAAGAUGGAGCUGGCAUGUUUUUUUUAAUGGAUAUUACGUUGAAGUGGAAGCUGGGGAGGCACCAAAGAAAGAGAGGCUUUGUUCAUGGAGUUAACUAAGGAAGGAUAGGAAGGAGGUUAGUAUGGAGCAUCAGCAAUGUGAUAGACUUUUUGAGCUGAAUGGUAUGUGUGUGUGUAUGCUGUACAUUCUUUGUGAAGCAAACUUCAGGGAAUUUGGAGAACUGGAGAAUUAAAUUAUUUAGGACCUGAUAUUUGAAAAUCAUGUUAGAAAAUCAUGUUAGGACGUUUAUUUUCAAUGUCUGUGCUGUUUGAUUGAAUUAAUUAUUGGUGUUGUACAUUAUUCAUUUUAUUUGUGAUGUAUAGAUAUUUUUUCUUCACCGUAUUAAGGAAAAGGUGGGUAGUCUUCUUUAAAAAGGAUGAGAGAAACAUGAGGGCCAGUAUUGCUCACCCUUGCUGCUGCUUUCAGUUCACAUACAGUAUUUGUUCCCUUGGCGGUAAAUGAAUUGUCCUUUAUUGUUCUGUGUUCUUGUGAAGGGGCUAUUUUACAGUAUUUGGAGUGUAUAAAUGAAGUCAAUAAACUGGAAACAUUUGUGAUCCAA